AUGAAUCACUGUCCCUGUUUCUUUCGGCUAGGGAAAGGACGCAGGGGUUCCAUUCGCUUUCUCAGUCCACCCAUCUUCUUGAGUUCAGACCUACAACUCCUGCAUUGGGGGUCGGAAGGGAGCCUUAAUCAUCGGGACAGAAACUCAGCUCCUCAACCUCGGCUCAACUCGCGUGGCAGCUUUAGUCCCUCCUGCCAGGGCGCGGGGCGGGGCCUGGGAGCGGGGCGGGGGCUGGGCGCGGGGCGGGGCCUGGGCGCGGGGCGGGAGGCGGUGACCAGCAGUAGGAGGAGAAAGAACAUGGCGGGCGCAGCGGGGCCCGGGACCUGCCCGGGAGCAGCCGGCGGAGGUGGAGACGAUUCGCUAUACCCUGUCGCGGUUUUAAUCGACGAGCUCCGCAAUGAAGACGUGCAGCUCCGACUCAACAGUAUUAAGAAGUUAUCAACAAUUGCCCUAGCACUUGGAGUAGAAAGGACACGAAGUGAAUUGCUGCCAUUCCUUACAGAUACAAUUUAUGAUGAAGAUGAGGUACUAUUAGCUCUUGCUGAGCAGCUGGGAAAUUUCACCGGCCUAGUGGGAGGUCCUGACUUUGCCCACUGUCUGCUGCCUCCUUUGGAAAAUCUGGCGACUGCGGAAGAGACUGUUGUUCGUGACAGAGCUGUGGAGUCCCUGAGACAGAUCUCCCAGGAGCAUACUCCCGUUGCUCUGGAAGCUUAUUUUGUACCUCUGGUGAAACGCCUAGCAAGUGGGGAUUGGUUCACCUCUCGCACGUCUGCAUGUGGUUUGUUCAGCGUGUGCUAUCCCAGGGCAUCAAAUGCUGUUAAAGCAGACAUUAGACAGUACUUCCGUUCCUUGUGCUCAGAUGACACACCAAUGGUACGACGUGCUGCUGCUUCCAAAUUGGGUGAAUUUGCAAAAGUUUUGGAGUUAGACAGUGUGAAAAGUGAAAUUGUUCCAUUGUUCACUAAUCUAGCUUCAGAUGAACAGGAUUCAGUGCGCCUCCUAGCUGUGGAAGCUUGUGUCAGUAUUGCCCAGUUACUGUAUCAGGAUGACCUUGAGACCUUGGUGAUGCCUGCACUUCGACAAGCCACAGAAGAUAAAUCUUGGCGAGUUCGCUAUAUGGUAGCUGACAGAUUUUCAGAGCUCCAGAAAGCUGUGGGUCCUAAAAUCACCCUAAAUGACCUCGUCCCCGCCUUUCAGAACCUACUUAAAGACUGUGAAGCUGAAGUCCGGGCAGCGGCUGCCCACAAAGUAAAAGAACUUUGUGAGAACUUGCCCAUUGAAGAUAGAGAGACCAUAAUUAUGAAUCACAUUCUGCCCUAUAUAAAGGAAUUAGUAUCUGAUACCAGUCAACAUGUCAAAUCGGCUCUAGCUUCUGUAAUUAUGGGAUUGUCUACUAUUGUGGGCAAAGAGAAUACCAUCGAACAUCUUCUACCUCUUUUUUUAGCUCAGUUAAAGGAUGAGUGUCCUGAAGUUCGUUUGAAUAUCAUCUCCAAUUUGGAUUGUGUAAAUGAAGUGAUUGGAAUUCGUCAGCUCUCUCAGUCUCUCCUGCCUGCCAUAGUGGAGCUGGCUGAAGAUGCCAAAUGGAGGGUCCGGUUGGCCAUCAUUGAGUAUAUGCCACUGCUGGCAGGCCAGCUGGGUGUGGAAUUCUUCGAUGAAAAGCUGAAUUCUUUAUGUAUGGCUUGGCUUGUGGACCAUGUAUAUGCCAUCCGAGAAGCUGCUACCAACAAUCUCAUGAAACUAGUUCAGAAGUUUGGUACAGAGUGGGCCCAAAAUACCAUCGUUCCCAAAGUGUUAAUAAUGGCAAAUGAUCCUAAUUACUUGCAUAGAAUGACCACAUUAUUCUGCAUUAAUGCACUGUCUGAGGCCUGUGGUCAGGAAAUAACCACUAAGCAAAUGCUGCCCAUCGUAUUAAAAAUGGCUGGAGACCAAGUAGCAAAUGUUCGUUUCAAUGUGGCCAAAUCUCUACAAAAAAUUGGACCAAUUCUAGAUACCAGUGCUUUACAGGGAGAAGUUAAGCCAAUACUACAGAAAUUAGGUCAAGAUGAAGACAUGGAUGUCAAAUACUUCGCACAGGAAGCUAUAAGUGUUCUUGCGUUGGCAUAAUGAGGAGCAGGAGGGAAAAGGCCUUUACUAAAUUCUUAUCACAGAUUUCUAGUCAAUAUGUUCUUAACUGGGUGGAGAAAGAUGGAAAACCUUCAAGAUCUCAUCCAAGCAAAUGGCAACAACUUAGAAGAAAUCAAAUUUCAGUGACUUACUUCUUUCUAAAGAUGAAAUGGGAUUGUUUGUUAUUCAUCUUCCUUGUUAACUAAUUAUUUAAGCCAUUCUGAUUGACCAAUUCCUGACACUUGAUACUUGAUUGUCUCCUAAUGCUUUAUCCAUUGCCACCUGGGCUCCCACACGCUCACUGCAAUCAGGCCCCAGCCACAUAAUGUCCCAGACAAAGCCUGGAGAGGUGUGGACCCAGAUGUGGAGUAGAGUGAUUCUCUUGAUGUUUACAUAUAUCUCUGUGUCUCUCCAUCAUUCCAAAGUUAAAUGUACAUGUUUAGAAUAACUUACUUUAUAAACUCUUCGGGAGACAUGUCGAGAUUUGACCACAGUGAAAGCCACAUUUUCCAGAUGAUGAUGAUCUGCAUCAGUCUCACUUGAAAAGGGAAUGUGAGGCUGGGUGUUGGUGGCUCACACCUGUAAUCCCACCCCACACUUUGGGAGGUUGAGGCAGGCGGAUCAGGAGGUCAGGAGUUCAAGACUAGCUUGGCCAACAUGGUGAAAGCCUGUCUCUACUAAAAAUACAAAAUUAGCCAGGCACAAUGGUGGGCACUGUAAUUCCAGCUACUUGGGAGGCUGAGGCAGGAGAAUGGCUUCAACCUGGGAGCGGAGGUUGCAGUGAACCGAGAUUGUGCCACUGCAUUUCAGCCUGGGCAACAGAGCAAGACUCCAUCUCAAAAGAAAAAGAAAAAGGUGGUGGCGGGGAAUGUGGAAGCUCAAGGUUAGUGUAGUGGUUGUUUUGAUUUUUAUUUUCUUGAUUUUGUCUGUAGUCAUGUCAUUCAGAAACCUGAAGUGUGGAUGCAUCUUGCUGCUAACGUGUGAUGUUGACACCUGACUGAAUUUGAAUACCUUACCGCUGUGCCUACAUUUAAAAAUACUUCUCUCUCUUACUUAAAAAGCUUUACCUGUGGUCUCUUCUAAUAAGCAGUAUUUCUGUUUCAUUGUAAGAUUGCACUUCUGUAUUUUGAGUGACUCUAAGAACCAUAGGCAUAAUACUAUGCAGAUUUCCUACUCUACCUGGCCUUGCUUCUAACAGUAUUAACGUCUGGUCCUUGCUGCAUCGUACAGUAGCUGUUCAAACGGCAGUUUUACUGCUAACUUUUUAGUAUGGGUGAUGCUGGAGUCUCACAACUGAAGUGUGUGCUUUUCUACUUUCACAGUAAAACCUCAUUAAUUCUGAAAUGUCAAAUAGUGAGUUAAGCCAAAGAAUUUACGGAAACAAAUUAAUAGUAAGGAAGCCUAUUUGAACUACUUAAGCAGUUUUAAAGCCCUUUUUAAAAAGUACCCAUUGGGAUUAUGUGAGGUCAGGAGUUCUGACCAACAUGGUGAAACCCCCCUCUACUAAAAAUACAAAAAAGUUAGCUGGGCAUGGUGGCACACACCUGUAGUCCCAGCUACUCAGGAGGCUGAGGCAGGAGAAUCGCUUGAACCCGGGGGGCAGAGGUUGCAGUCUGCCAAGAUUGUGCCACUGCACUCCAGCUUGGAUAACAGAGUGAGACUUCGCCUCAAAAAAAAAAAAAAAUUUAUUUUCACAUAGUUAAACUCACCUUGUCUCAUGAAUUUUGGUUGAUGAGGUUUUACUCUAGUUUAUUUUUCUCUCAGUGCAUCUUGCUCUGCCGUUUGCUUGUUACCCUUUUGGUUUUUGAAUGGUUGAUUUUGUUCACAGCCUCUUUGAAAUCUAGCAAGUCCUGUUCUGUUUAGUGAAGGCUUGAUGACGACUCUAAGACUUUAUACAUUUGUUACGUAAAACCAAGUUUUACUGAAUACUUUCAAAUUUGUCCUGCCUUAGAAAAACAGAACAGAAAUUGUAAGUCAAAGGUUAUCUGUCUGCAUUUUAAACUACCAAAUCACCUUACAGUAAGUUUCCCUUUUACGACUUUGGGCUAAGAAAAGUAUUUUCCUAAGCAAAACCUUUUUCGAUUUUCUCAUUUUAAUAUGUUAAGCUAUUAUGCUAUAAACAUUUUACUUUUAGUUUCAUGGUUCUUUAUUUUUUAUUACCUGCAAGUUAUAUUCCUCUUUGUUGGAUUUCAUAUUUGAGAGACAUUCGCAUUGGAACCAUUGCUUUACUCUGGUUGGAAAUGCCAUUGGUUUGGGGACAGACUUUUAAAAUGCCCUUUUGUCUCCCCCUACGGAGCCCUAAGCAUUGACCUCUCCAUCCUAAAACUGUUUGACAGAGGGAGAACGGACCCUGGCUUUCUCAAGCAUGGGUCAGGGGGUUUGUCUUUUGGGGUAACCCCACAGGGGCUUCAUUGUUUCUUUCUGACUUAAGCAAUAGAGAGAAUUUGUUUUGGUGCUCUUCAGAGGAGUUGUUCUUUGGCUCAUAACUUGGCCAUGUUCUCUAUGAAUUAGUUAUCCUGUUUUUUUUUAAACUACCUUAAACUUAAGGGAAAAGUUUUCCUAUCUUGAUUUCACUGGAAUAUAGGCUUUUGGAGCUCUGUAAGGCUGGGACUUUUGUCUGUUUUAUCUUCUACUGGAUCACCAGUGCCUGGAACAGUGUCUGGUGCUCAAUAAAAAUGUGUUCAAUGGA
This is a messenger RNA of Callithrix jacchus (white-tufted-ear marmoset), 4792 nucleotides long. It is a transcript of the gene PPP2R1B, whose product is annotated as protein phosphatase 2 scaffold subunit Abeta. The record is from RefSeq and is a predicted model, not a curated record. Gene Ontology annotation, cellular component: cytoplasm; nucleus; cytosol. NCBI's taxonomy places the organism in Eukaryota, Metazoa, Chordata, Mammalia, Primates, Cebidae. Gene Ontology annotation, biological process: protein dephosphorylation. Gene Ontology annotation, molecular function: protein phosphatase regulator activity; protein binding.